Messenger RNA from Salmo salar (Atlantic salmon), 2360 nucleotides. RefSeq names its product transmembrane protein 196. Lineage: Eukaryota; Metazoa; Chordata; Actinopteri; Salmoniformes; Salmonidae. The record is from RefSeq and is a predicted model, not a curated record.
GAGAGAGAGAGAGGAGGGAGAGAGGGAGAGAGAGAACUGGAGGGCACUUGGGUCGGGUCGCAGAAGGGUGUUGAGUGUGUCUGCGCAACCGUUUAAGCCCCAUGGACAGCAACCGCGUGCCAGUCUCGUUAGCGACCGUUCAGAGCAGAAUGCUCUCCUCUCAUUAUUGACCGGAGGAGCUCCCGUUAUCAGCGAGAGCAACCAGACGACUCACUUUUGGAUUUGAUCCAGCCUUUAUUCAUGCAGGUUAGUCGCAUUGAUAAAAAUAGGUAGGCUAAAUAAAACAAGUAUAACAUCUGCUCGAAAUGACAGAGAUGUCCGUGGAAGGCAACUUCUUUACGUUUCAAACGGAUUUACCUGAUCUCCUGCCCAGAACUUUCCUCAUCAGGGAUAUGCACAUCAAGCCCUCUCCUCUGUCCGCCAGCGUUGGAUCCUCCAGGGUCGGGUUGCUAGUUGGCACAAGUACAAUAUACAUGUUUUGAAAUGGGGUGAAACCAGAAGGUACCUGAACUUAUCCAGGUCAUCUAUAUUUAACCAGGACAGAACACUUAUCAACAACCGUGACUGUUUUCCAGGGAGCAGCCGACGAAACGCUUAUUUUUGUUUUUCCGUUUAAAAAAGUUUUGCUGCCAACCCGUGUGUCCUCCUGACUGAAGCCGACUUAGGAGGGCAGACAGGCGGACUGGUCUCCAUGAGGAUGCCCGGGCAGGAUGUGUUCCAGCCGAAAAAUUCUGUGGAGCCUGCUGCUGCUGUCAGUGUUGGAGGUGGGGCUGGGGGUCUCCAGUAUCGUCCUGGGAGCCGUUGGGCUCAGCCGGGUCAGGGAGGAACACAAACCACAGCAAGGAGACGCUUCACCUAUCUGGAGCGGCCUGUGUUUUCUCAUCUGUGGGAUGUGUGGAGUCCUGUGUGCUAGGAAGAGGACUGGACUCAUCAUGAUUCUGUUCUCAGCCUGCUGUAUCUGUGGUCUGAUUGGAGGGAUUCUCAACUUCCAGUUCGUUCGGGCGUUGUCACGACGACCAGACUCUCUCCGCUCACUACACCUGGCGGCCAUGACCAUUGCCUGCCUGGGUAUCUCUUCCUGUACCCUCUCUACCUGGUUGACCUGUCGUCUGGCCAGUUCAGAACAACAGAGGAUGUUUCUAGAGAGAGAACACUCACUGCACCACUCACACGAGAUGGCUGAGAAGGAACCAUACACACACGGAUCUUUUGUAAGAAACAAACACACACUCACAUGCAUGCGUGCUCACACACUGCUACUGAUUUCUCCUAAUUUGUGUGUGUGUGUGUGUGUGUGCUUUCAUGCGUGCAUGCAUGCAUGAGUGUGUUUCUAACAGGAGAUCCUGGACAACUCCAGCAACGGGAUUCCCCAGAUCUCCUACAACAGCAACACCACCUCUCUUUGACAACAGACACACAUUGUUGCCCUGACAACAGACACAGCUUGUUGCCCUGACAACAGACACACCUUGUUGCCCUGACAAUGGACACACCUUGUUGCCCUGACAACGGACACACCUCGUUCCGCUGACAAUGGAGUGAUAUCAUCCAACAGAGCUGAGCAGCACUAUUACACAGUUGUGUGUGGAGAACUUCAGCACAGAUGGAAGAAGUUGUUUCCCAAAGGAAAACUGAAAUGAAUGCUCUUCUUGGACAAGUUGUUACUAGUUCUGAUAGUCCUAACAGACAGUCACAUGACCUCUGACCUCACAGACCGGGAGGCCAGCCGCUUCAAACUAAUGAGAACAAAAGAAGCAUGCAAUCAAUUUGUAAUCUCUCUCUCUGUCUCUCUCUCUCUCUCUCUGGCUAUGUGAAUGCAGGUAUACUGUGUUUGAAGGAAAAAUGCUAUAGCUAUCUGAUGUAGCGCAGAAUAUGGAAUGCUUUAAAAUAUUACAUAUGCAACCAACUAUGCAAACUGAAUAUCAGUGGUGACCAACCAUCCUCCUGGAGAGCUACUGGGUUUGCAGGCUUUUGCUCCAGCCCUGCUCUAACACACAUAAUUAAACUAAUCAAGAUCCUGGAGACUGAACACCAAGAAGGUCUCAAGGAGGUGGGUUGGCUAACCCUGCUGUAUAUUCAUGCUUGUAUAUAUGGAAAACAAUUAUCUAUGGAGUGACAAUAUGUUUCUUUAGGCUUCUAUAAAACACACAUAAAACUAUGGAAAUGUUAGAUGGUGUUGUAGAUUUCAUAACCAGUUCCAGACACACACACACACACACACACACACACACACACACACACACACACACACACACACACACACACACACACACACACACACACACACACAUAGCUGUCAGGAAUCCAUUCUGAUAUUGAAUUAGAGGAGACAUGCUCUCUGCUAAGGGGACUAUUGUCUG